CCUCCUGAUAGCCAGCCUGAGUGCUGGCCGAACCGAAAGGGGCAGGGCGCAGGUGGUGUCUGAUACCAGUCUUGCUCCAUCUGUCUUUGAGUGCCUCACAGCCCCAGUAUGAGUCCAUCAGCAAGGAAGAGGUCCAAGAAUAGAAUGGGUUCCAAGUUACAAGAUGAAGAACCACAGGACAAGAUACCGAAACCUGUGAGCAAAGUAAUUAAGCGGGACCGACUUAAGAUGGUAUUAAAAAAUUUGUCGCUCUUGAAGCUGCUCAAGAGCUCAAACCCCCGGAUCCAAGAACUGCAUAGCUUGGCCAAGAGGUGUUGGAACUCACUGCUCAAAGUUCCGAAGAUCCUCGGGAUCCCCAGCAGGAGCCGCAAUGUCUGCAAGAGAGUGGAACAAGAUAAGGAAAAACUCCAAGAGGCCAGGUGCCACCAGGAGACACUGGAAUCCAGGAAAUCACAGUCCACAGGGGAGCUCACGCUGGGGUUGGAGGAGAGGAACGAGGCACAGCAGUCAUCCGAAGCAGUGCUCCAGAGUGAAGAGAAGGUGGAGCCUGAGCUCCCAAGGACAUCAAAGGAUCGUGGCCUGACCGCUUUCCCUGGAGCCCAGGGAAGGCAAUUGCCUAAAAGAGACCCCGUCUUCCUGAAGACCUACCAGCACAAAACUCCCGUGCGGGACAAGCAGCAGCUGGAGGCAGCUGAGCAGCGGGUCUGGUUUGAGGGGCUGCCCACACGAAUCCACCUCCCCGGGCCUCGGGUGAUGUGCAGACCAUCCGCUCUGCGCUGGGUCAAGCGCCGCUGCACCCGCUUCUGCUCUGCAUCACUUGAGCUGCCCAUGUACCACCCAUACAGAGUGUGACAACACCACUCCAGGCCAGCUGGGCCCAACGGUGGUACGGCCUUGGACUGGCUGGAGCCAGAGGUGUGAGGUGACAACGGAGAUGGCAAAAUCAUCUGAGCGGGAGGGAUGGGCGGGAAAAUUCACGAGUCUACAAAUAAAAUCUCCCAUAGGGAACUGGAGAAUA
This is a messenger RNA of Suricata suricatta (meerkat), 1018 nucleotides long. RefSeq names its product TP53 target 5 (gene TP53TG5). The record is from RefSeq and is a predicted model, not a curated record. Bases 109 to 852 code for a protein of 247 amino acids. NCBI's taxonomy places the organism in Eukaryota, Metazoa, Chordata, Mammalia, Carnivora, Herpestidae. The transcript is spliced from 5 exons.